Colletotrichum gloeosporioides is the source of this 453-nucleotide messenger RNA. RefSeq names its product Cytochrome c oxidase assembly protein COX16. The record is from RefSeq and is a predicted model, not a curated record. Gene Ontology annotation, biological process: mitochondrial respiratory chain complex IV assembly. Gene Ontology annotation, cellular component: mitochondrial inner membrane. The transcript has 2 exons. Lineage: Eukaryota; Fungi; Ascomycota; Sordariomycetes; Glomerellales; Glomerellaceae. The annotation marks the transcript as partial.
UCUGAAGACGUUGACGUUGUUGUUUCUGCAGCGACUGGUUCAACCGACUACCAUUGCACGAGCAGCCGUCAAUUGAAUACCGUCAGGAAUCCCGCCGCCACCAUGGCCGUUUUCGACAGCAAAAAGUUCAAGUCGUCCGUCGACACAAACAACUUCGCCGCGAGGUACCGAGCCAUGAUGGCGAAACGCCCCUUCUUGCUCUUCGGUCUGCCUUUCGUCGCCGUCAUGGUCGCCGGCUCCUUCGUCCUGACCCCCGCGACGGCCAUCCGCUACGAAAAGCACGACAGAAGGGUGCGCCAGAUGACGAGGGACGAGGAGCUGAGCAUGCGGCGGUCGGCGCGCAAGGUCGACAUGAAGGAGGAGUACUACCGUCUCGCGGCCAAGGACAUCGACAACUGGGAGCAGAAGCGUGUGAAGCGUUUCAAGGGCGAGCACGACGGCAUCAUCGAGUAG